Molecule: messenger RNA, 933 nt
Organism: Rotaria socialis
Lineage: Eukaryota; Metazoa; Rotifera; Eurotatoria; Philodinida; Philodinidae
Source: the annotation of a GenBank genome assembly
AUGAAACAACUCCGGCUAAAUCGCGUUAAUAUUCCUGCUAAUGCUACAUGGAAGCAGAACGGAGUGACUAUUGCUGGAGGUAACGGGAGAGGGGAUGCCACUAAUCGACUCAGCUACCCUCUUGGUCUCUUCGUUGAUGAUGAUCAAACAGUGGUCAUUGCUGACUACAGGAAUCAUCGUAUCAUGCAAUGGAAGAACGGUGAUACAACGAAUGGACAAGUUGUUGCUGGUGGUAACGGCGGAGGAAAUGGAUUGAAUCAAUUGCAGUAUCCAACUGAUGUCUUAAUUGACAAAGAGACAGAUAGUCUCAUUAUUUGUGAAGGCAGACGAGUUGUACGAUGGUCUCGUCGUAGUGGUACAACACAAGGUGAAAUACUCAUCGACAACAUUGAUUGUUGGGGAUUAGCAAUGGAUGAGCAGAGAUAUCUCUACGUCUCUGACACAGAAAAACAUGAAGUAAGACGAUAUCAAUUGGGUGAGAAGAAUGGCACCCUCGUAGCUGGUGGUAAUGGUAAAUGGGAUGGACUCAAUCAACUUAACGAGCCGACAUAUCUCUUUGUCGAUCGACAACAGACUGUAUACGUAUCAGACAACAACAAUCAUCGUGUAAUGAAAUGGAAUAAGGGUGCAAAAGAAGGUAUUGUGGUCGCUGGAGGACAAGGCUGCGGGAAUGCUCUGACACAAUUACAUUGGGCUAAUGGAAUCUUCGUUGAUACGUUGGGUACACUCUAUGUAGCAGACACGGGGAAUCAUCGUGUCAUGCGUUGGACUCAAGGAAACAAGAAUCAAGGCACUGUAAUUGUGGGUGGAAAUGGCUAUGGAGCAGGAGCAAAUCAGUUUUACUUUCCCUAUGGUUUGUCUUUCGAUCGACAUGGUAAUCUCUAUGUCGCCGAUCGUGAUAAUAGUCGUGUUCAACGAUUUUCUAUCGAAUAA